AAACGUACCAUACUAUAGCUAAUGGUUUAGAUUGACGUAACAGAAACGUCUCCAUAGUUACAAUCGAGAGUUAAAGUAAAAUUUGGAUCAUGUUGCAGUUUCCACAUUUCAGGAUGACUGGCUAAUACAGUCACGGUUUUAUAGCAAAUCAAUCAAUCGACUUCCGAGGCCAAGAUCUAAUUUUAGAAUUCAAAGAGAUUCCUGGAAGUUGAAGAUCAACGGCAACCGAUUUUUUGCACAAAUUGUUUUGUGUAGUUUGAUUUAUACGGCAAUAAGGAUUUGUCAGGAACGUCACUGCACGUCAUUUCAAUUUACCUGAGAUCCGUUUGUUGUUUCUGAUUUAUAGAACUGAUAGAAAUUAUCCUCAUUCCUGCACCAUUACUUUCUUCCAAAGCUAGAAUUAAAUUAUGCUGUGGAAAUCUGUAUCUAAAAAUUAUCAGAUUCUUUGCUUUUUUCCAAAUGGUUUCACCAGCCAGUACCAUGAGAAAUGUAUACCACCAGAAAGGCGCCAACAGACCACGCAGACGACGGAGAAACAGUUCAAAGAGGGAGACUACUCCAACUGCGACUCCGUCACCCAGGACCGGAUCUGGAAACAGAGCGUCGGCAAAGAGGGCAUGUGCCUUAAAAACUGGGAAGAAAAUUGGGGCUUCCUGACCGAGUUCGAUUCUAAGGGAAAUCCUAAACCACGAGAGGAACUCCCGGAAAACGUGACCGUGUUCUCCAAUGCAGUCCCCAAUACCAACUCCGGUAACUAUGGAAACAAGGUCAAGACCGAGUUAGGGGUCAAAAUGCAGAAACUCGAGCACCAGUUUUUUGGUGGUCAGCGGAAACGGAAGUUGGGGAGUGAAAUGGUCUGUUAUUGAUGGAUAUUAAAAUAGCCUAAUAUUUACCACAAACUGCUGAAUUAUAUUUAACUAAAUAUUGUGAAACUGUGAUAAUUUAAAAGAUUUUUGAGUAGUUAAUUGUGAUUUAUUAACAUUUUAUACUUGCUUAUUUUACAUUAUUUAAACUGCUUUUUAUGUACAAGAAGCAAUAUACACGUUUUUGGGGUGACCUUCACCCUAGAUGACCUCAUUAUUGUUAACCACAGGUUAUAUAUACUGUAUUUGGAUCGUUAUGUAAGUCUAUUCUUUGUACUUUUCCUUUUAUUGAUAUGUCUGUAUUUAUAUAUACACAGCAUGUUUUUAAAUUUCCAUACUGAGUAACUGAUUGAUUGGAAUAAGAAUGAGUGAAGACUACUUCUUGUAAGCAUUGUACAUAAGUAGGCAUUAUUUUCUUUUUAAAUUUGAAUAAGCCUUUCACAUUCAUCAUAAACACAGUGACAUUUCUAAAUUGUAUGUCAGUCCAGCCAACCUAUGGGUAGUCCACACCAUGUUUUCUGCUGUUCUAUACAUAUACAAACUCCAUGCUUCUUUUCUACCAUCACUGCCUCUAUUUGUACUUAAUCAGACACCAUCUUAGUGUUCUGUUUCUGCUGAUAUAUAUAUAAUCCUGCAAACGUUUGUGCCAAUAGUUAACCCCCCUACCCUGGCUGUGGGAUUUACACCACUCAGAAACAUUAACAUUCUGUGGGGUUUUAUUUGAGUAAUUGUAGUAUGGUGACAAAGUGUUUUCUGGUAAAGGAAUUAAUUUUUGUAUGGUUUGUGUGCAAAGUGUUUUAAAAAAGUUUUGUAUGAAAUAUAUAUUUGUCUUUAAAAUAAAUGUUAUUCUUGGUCUU
This is a messenger RNA of Saccostrea cuccullata (small rock oyster), 1720 nucleotides long. RefSeq lists its product as uncharacterized. Lineage: Eukaryota; Metazoa; Mollusca; Bivalvia; Ostreida; Ostreidae. The record is from RefSeq and is a predicted model, not a curated record. Bases 408 to 866 code for a protein of 152 amino acids. The transcript is spliced from 3 exons.